Molecule: messenger RNA, 1809 nt
Organism: Venturia canescens
Lineage: Eukaryota; Metazoa; Arthropoda; Insecta; Hymenoptera; Ichneumonidae
Exons: 4
Coding region: 819-1382 (187 amino acids)
Source: RefSeq, a predicted model, not a curated record
AAGUCUGCGUACGGGAACUUGAUACAUAUUUUAAAGUGCAACCCCAGAUUCGCUUCGAUUUUUAUGGAGCUCUAGUGUUUUAAAAGACAUCUGUGUAUCAAGUUUUUCUUUAACGUUCCAUCCGGUCAGUUGUGAAUAAAAAAUCACUUUCACAAUAUUUUGGAAAACAUCUGUGGAAGUGUUUUGCAUUCAUACAAAUGAUACAUGUAAUGUGUAUAUAAACAAAACAAAAAUGGAUAAGUGUGUUAUUGGAUUAUUCACAAAUUCUGAGUGUCAUAAGAACACAUUUUCUAAUAGACAGUGUUUUCACAGCUUUAAAGACUUGAGUGAAAAUGAGAUCUUACUUUUGAAGUAUCGAUUACUAAAUAAUCAAUUUGGUGAUCAGACAUCAGAUGACCAAAUUUGUGAUUUCCAUAAACUCCGAUAUUUAGAUUAUUACUCUCAUCAUAAGCGAAAAUGUUGUGACCCUCUAAACAAACAUAAAAAAAUGAUGACUUCAAACCUUCGAAUGAUAAGUUUAGAAACUGCUCAGUACAUCAACAAUGUUUUAUCUAAGGUAUUUCCUAUAAGUUUAAUUCCAGGAGAAAAAAUAUGUAGACCGUGUGAUCAAACACUUCUCAAAAUGUAUCAGGAACAUGUGGGGAGUGUAGAAUCAACAGAAUCAGAAAACAAUACAGGCAGUAUCGAAGAAAUUGUCCAAUCGCAAGGGACUACAACAAUCACUUCAAGUGGAUCAAUAUCAACCUGAAAGUCAAGGAAUAGAAGAUAUCAAUAACAUAUUGAUCGGACUUGAUAUAGAUCCUCUGGAAAAGAACAAAAUGUCUGCCAAACGCUUUGAGAAAAGAACGAAAGAAUUAUUGCACGAGGUGUCACAAAAAAUAGCCGAAAAAAUAAAUAGAGUUUACGGCUUGAAUAUUAAAAUAUUCAAUAAUACUGUAACAGAAAACUUGGUCGAAGAUAGUAAAUCCCUAAGAGAUAUUAUUCAUUCGCUACAAGAUAAAUUUAACAAUGCAGACACAAUUGGAGAAAAAGUUCAACUUCUUUCUAUUUUACCACAAGCUUGGGAAUUUAAAGAUGUUAAGAAGUAUUUCAACUGCACAAAUUAUAUAUUCCGGGAAUAUAGAAAAUCUAAACAAACACAUGGUGACUCAACAGUUCGAAAAAGGAAAAAAUAUUGGAAGGUUUCAAACGCUAUGCGAGAAACGAUUACAAAUUAUUAUUUGGAUGAAAGGAAUUGCUAUAUUUGCCCUGGCAUCAAACAGUAUAAGAGAAAACGCUGUCAUAAUUCCGGACAAGAGGAGCUUGUUCAAAAAACAAUGUUAUUAUACACGCUUCGAGAUUUAUACCAAAAUUUCAUUAAUGAUUACUCAGGAACAACUUGAUCAACGUCUGCUAUCACAAAUCGGAUUUUGACAUGAAAGUUCUCUCUUACAAUUUUUUCGCUACAAGCCAUGGGAAAAGCGUAUGUGAUGGUAUUGGAGCAGUUGUUAAAAGAACAACAAUGAGACAUUGCAUUAGAUCACCUCCGGAGACACAAAUAACCAAUCCGCUAGAAAUGUACGAGUACGUUUCUGAGACAAUAACGAACAUAAGAGCCAUUUGGGUCCCUGAUACUGAUGUGCAACGAAGUCGGAGACUUUUGAAAAAACGAUUUGACAGCGUUUCAACAAUCAAGGACACAAGAUUGCAUCAUUGUUACAUACCCGUUGACGAACAUAAUAUUGAAAUGCGUAUUACUUCUUUGCACAAAGAUAAAAAAAUAUUUAAAUUCGAACGAUGAAAUUAAAUAUAAACGAAUUUUUGACUCUA